Achroia grisella is the source of this 2364-nucleotide messenger RNA. RefSeq names its product anosmin-1 (gene Kal1). Gene Ontology annotation, cellular component: cell surface; extracellular region. Gene Ontology annotation, biological process: neuron differentiation. The transcript has 9 exons. The record is from RefSeq and is a predicted model, not a curated record. Gene Ontology annotation, molecular function: protein binding; peptidase inhibitor activity. Bases 131 to 1555 code for a protein of 474 amino acids. NCBI's taxonomy places the organism in Eukaryota, Metazoa, Arthropoda, Insecta, Lepidoptera, Pyralidae.
CUUAUAACACAUACAGGUGUAUGAAAAAAUAUCAGUGAAACAAUACUAACCUAUCAUAAUUUUAUUAGUAGAAAUGUUUAAUUUGUGAAGAUAUUUUUUUACUGAACUGUGUGCGUUGUUUUAAGUGAAAAUGACAUUCAAAAUGCAAGUAAAGAUUUUAAUGGUGGUGAUAUUUUUAAUGAUGGCGCCUAUGGUUUUGUCACGGAUAAGAAGAUUCUCGAAACAUCAAUCGAAUUCGUUAUCGAAAGCCCGAUGUGAUCUUAUGUGUAUUGAUGUUAAUAAGGAAACUAGAAGUAAGUGUCGAUCACAAUGCAAACUACAGGAAGAAAAGCCAGGGACAUGUCCUGCAAAGGAUACACCUAAAUGGGAAGCAGCGUGCGUGGAGGCUUGCAACAGCGACUCUCAAUGCGAUGGCACCCAACGCUGCUGUCGACAUACAUGCGGCUCUACUUGUAAUGAGCCUGUUGAUCUGCUGACUUUGCCAGGGCUUCCAGCUUUACCAGUGAUGGACAAAGCCAAAGAGAAGAAACGAUCAGUUCUUAUCAAAUGGUCAGAUGGCGUUGGAGAUGCUGCCCGAGCUGUACCAGGGAGAACCUUGUAUCUAUUAGAAGAACAACAUCAUUUGGGACCGAAAUAUGAAGAGUCAAGACUUGGACAGUGGAAUUUAUUAUUGAGGACAAAUAAAACAAAAGCGUCGCUUCGAAACUUACUAAAGCCAGGUCGUUGGUAUCGAUUCCGUGUGGCAGCAGUCAGUGGAGCAGGGACACGAGGGUUCUCAUUACCUAGUGCUCCAUUUACACCACGUAGAGGACCUAGACCACCCCCUCCACCAAAAAAGCUGAAAGUAAAGCCGCUAAAGUCUGAAAAUGGCACAUUUACCAUACGAUUGGAAUGGAAAGAACCUAAAUCUGAUUUACCUGUUAUGCGCUAUAAAGUAUUCUGGAGUCGAAGAGCUAGAGGCGUCGGUGGAGAGCUGGACUCUGUACUUGUCAAUCAUCAAACAGUUCCUAAGGAUCAGACGUCCAUAGAAAUAAAGGAUUUACAAGCGAACUCCAUGUACUUUUUGCAAGUGCAAACAAUCAGCCAGUUUGGUCUCGGCAAGUUGCGUAGCGACAAAGCAGCAGUAUUCUAUAACACCACUGGUUCUAACAAUUACAAUCAGAAACAAGAUUCCCCGGCACAGUUGCUACGUAAACGUGACAGAAAAAUAAAGGGAUUGAAACUACAUAAAGUGGUGUGGAACAAUCAUAAACUAAAGGCGAAAAUCUCAUGGGACAAUGCCGUCAACAAUAAUGAAGAGCGUGGAAAAUAUUACGUGUACUGGAGAACACAGAAAUGUCAUAAUCCAAAAAAUGCCAAAAAAGAUUUUUCAGCAACAACUGAGGAAACGACGUUCGAGAUUUACGAGCUUGACUACCAAUGUAGUUACGUAGUCAAUGUUAAUAAAUUACACAAAAAUAAAUAUCCAGAUUCAGAACUCAUCGUAACCGUACCUGGUUGUGAAUAUUUCAAACAAAAAGUUAACAACGGCACUAGGUUUACAUGUGAUACUUAAUAUGAACUAAAAUAUAUUUACAUAAAAUUUCUAGUUUAUUGUCCAAUUACCUCUAUUGAUAGCAUCUAAGGCUAAAUAUUUUUGUAAAAUCUGUAUACGACGAAUAAUAACUAUAAGGAUAAUAUUGUACAUUUUCAAAAGUAUUAUUAUAAGUUUAUAUUUUCCAGCAGUUUCUAAUGUAUCUCUGUCUUAUAUAAUCAUCAUAAAUAAGUUUUCUCCUUAUAGUCAAAUAAACACAAAACAGAAUUUUUAACCUUGAUACUGGAGUAAUUUAAUACCGUUGACAGCGUUUCUUUGUACGCAAUAAUGCCCUAAAGUAACUGUCAGUAUGCUUUAUUUCAAUAGUUUUAUAAUUUUUUAGAUAUCAAACUAAAAAUAGAACAUACUCGUACUAUGUUUGGUAUUACUCACAUACUUCAAGUUCCUGUUUUUCAGAGUUUUUAUAUUUAUUAUGAAUGUUAUUAAAUUCAUAUAUAUAUGCCCCGAUUUAGUACUUAACUUUGUGUGUUUGGUAAAAUAUAUUUUUUCACAGUUAGUGAGCGAUUUUUGUGUAUUUACUUAUGUGUGUAGAAUGAAGUAUCGAAAAGUUUGUUAAGACAUUUAUUUUAAAUGUACUUGUCAUAAAUUGCAUGUGACAUUUAAAGGAUGACAGUUUUGUUUUAAUUUUUUCGUAUAAUGUUGAGUAAGUUCAAUUAUUAAACAAUGUACCUACCUAGUUAAGUAUAAGUAAAUAUAGAUUAAGUUGUUUGUAAUUACCUAAUGAACUUAAGUAGGUAAUUACUUUACUAAUAUUAAACAUUCAAUGUAUA